CUCUAAUUCCAAAUUCUAAAUUCCCUCCUCUCGCAAUCAACCAUGUCAUCAAUUCCGGAAGAUUUAUAUCCCAGUGAAGAAGAUUUCCUCUACGAAGAGGAAGUUCUUCGGAACCCUAAUAGCUUCAAGCUAUGGUGGCGUUACCUGAUCGCCCGGAGUGGAUCACCGUUCAAAAAGAGAUCAAUUAUCUACGAGCGCGCCGUCAAAGCUUUGCCCGGAAGCUACAAGCUUUGGCACGCCUACCUCCGCGAGCGUCUCGAGAUUGUGAGGAACCUGCCCAUCUCCCACUCGCAGUACCAGGCCCUGAACAACACCUUCGAGCGAGCUCUGGCCACUAUGCACAAGAUGCCCCGGAUUUGGAUAAUGUACCUCCAGGUGCUGACUCAGCAGAAGCUCGUUACCAAGACACGGCACACGUUCGACCGUGCUUUGUGCGCGUUGCCUGUUACCCAGCAUGACCGGAUUUGGGAGUAUUAUCUGGUUUUCGUUUCGCAGAAGGGUGUUCCGAUCGAGACCUCGUUGAGAGUGUACAGAAGGUAUUUGAAGUAUGACCCGAGUCACAUUGAGGACUUUAUCGAAUUUUUGAUAAAUUCCGAGCGGUGGCAGGAGACAGCCGAGAGGCUUUCGGGCGUUUUGAACGACGGUCAGUUUUACUCCAUAAAGGGGAAGACGAAGCACCGGCUGUGGUUAGAAUUGUGCGAUAUAUUGACUCAGCACGCGACGGAAAUUUCUGGAUUGAAUGUGGAUGCCAUCAUUAGAGGUGGCAUUAGGAAGUUCACUGAUGAAGUUGGUAGGCUGUGGACCUCGUUGGCUGAUUAUUACAUAAGGAGGAAUUUGUUGGAGAAGGCCAGAGACAUAUUCGAAGAAGGGAUGACCACAGUGAUAACUGUGAGGGAUUUUAGUGUGAUAUUUGAUGCGUAUUCGCAGUUUGAGGAGAGUAUGUUGUCUAUUAAAAUGGAGGGUUCGAAUGAUAGCGAAGACGAGGUUAAUGAGGAGUUGGAGGAGGAAGAAGAGUUGGAUGAUAGAUUGGAUAUAGAGAAGUUGACGGAGAGAAUCAGCAGUUUUUGGUUUAAGGAUGAACAUGAUGUUGAUUUGAGAUUAGCGAGGUUGGAGUAUUUGAUGGAUAGGAGGCCAGAGUUGGCAAACAGUGUGCUUUUGAGGCAGAAUCCGCAUAAUGUAGAGCAGUGGCAUAGGAGGGUUAAGCUUUUCGAAGGGAAUCCCACGAAGCAAAUUUUGACCUACACGGAAGCUGUGAGGACAGUGGACCCCAUGAAGGCUGUGGGUAAACCACACUCUCUGUGGGUUGCAUUUGCGAAGCUGUACGAAAGCCACAACGAUGUUUCGAAUGCGAGGGUGAUAUUUGAUAAGGCUGUGCAGGUUGGUUAUAAGGCGGUGGACCAUCUAGCUAGUGUGUGGUGUGAAUGGGCGGAGAUGGAGCUUAGGCACAAGAAUUUUAAGGGUGCAUUGGAACUGAUGCGUCGUGCUACUGCAGAGCCAUCAGCUGAGGUUAAGAGGAGAGUGGCUGUUGAUGGCAAUGAACCGGUUCAAAUGAAGGUUCACAAAUCACUUAGGCUUUGGACGUUUUAUGUUGAUUUGGAGGAGAGCCUGGGCACCCUGGAUUCAACUCGUGCAGUUUACGAGAGAAUAUUGGAUUUAAGAAUAGCCACUCCCCAAAUUAUAAUAAACUACGCAAUGCUUUUGGAAGAUAACAAGUACUUUGAAGAUGCAUUUAAAGUUUAUGAGAGAGGUGUGAAGAUAUUUAAGUACCCACACGUAAAAGAUAUCUGGGUCACUUAUCUUUCCAAGUUUGUCAAGAGAUAUGGAAAGUCAAAGCUGGAACGAGCUCGAGAGUUAUUUGAGCAUGCUGUUGAAAUGGCCCCUGCAGAAUCCGUCAAACAGUUAUACCUCCAAUACGCGAAGCUAGAAGAAGACUUCGGUCUUGCAAAAAGGGCCAUGAGAGUGUACGAUCAGGCUACAAAAGCUGUCCCAGCUAACGAGAAAUUAGGCAUGUACGAAAUAUACAUUUCCAGGGCAGCAGAAAUAUUUGGUGUGCCCAAAACUCGAGAAAUUUACGAGCAAGCUAUAGAAUCUGGCCUGCCAGACAAAGAUGUCAAAACCAUGUGCGUUAAAUACGCCGAACUCGAAAAAAGCCUCGGUGAAAUUGACCGUGGCCGAGCAUUGUACAAGCAUGCUUCCCAAUUUGCCGACCCUAGAUCCGACCCUGAUUUCUGGGAAAGUUGGAACAACUUCGAGGUUCAGCACGGAAAUGUAGAUACUUUCCGAGAGAUGCUUCGUGUUAAAAGGAGUGUUUCCGCUAGUUACAGCCAGACGCACUUUAUCCUGCCGGAGUAUUUGAUGCAAAAGGAUCAGUUACAGACACUUGAGGAAGCUAAGGAUGUAUUAAAGAAAGCCGGUGUGGGUGAUGAUGAAAUGGAGGCACUGGAGAGGCGGUUGCUACCACCCAGUGGCGGCGGUGAACUGGCGGUGAAAGAGAGCGGCGGCAGAAAAAGAGUAGGUUUCGUGAGUGCUGGUACUCAACAGAAGGAUGGAGGAGAAGACGAGACAGGAAAUCGGGAGGAGAUUGAGCUUCCGGAUGAUGAAUCUGAUGAUGAUGAUGAAGAUAAUCCGACGGUCGAGAUUGCUCAGAAGGAAAUCCCGUCGGCUGUUUUCGGGGGAUUAGCAAGGAAAAGAGAUGAAUUGGAGAAAGAUGCUGAAGAGAACAAAGACAGUGAUGAACAACUUGGUGCACUGGAGAGGAUCAAAAGAAUGAGGCGUGCAAAAGAAUGAGGUUUUUACCAUUUUAGCCCUCUCUUAUUACACUAUUAUUUAAUAUUUUAUUUUCUUGUAAUGAAAGAGAGAUUUUGAUGGAGCUUUUUUGUA
Erythranthe guttata (spotted monkey flower) is the source of this 2880-nucleotide messenger RNA. RefSeq names its product Tetratricopeptide repeat (TPR)-like superfamily protein. Gene Ontology annotation, biological process: generation of catalytic spliceosome for first transesterification step; mRNA splicing, via spliceosome. Gene Ontology annotation, cellular component: U2-type catalytic step 2 spliceosome; Prp19 complex; post-mRNA release spliceosomal complex. Gene Ontology annotation, molecular function: protein binding. NCBI's taxonomy places the organism in Eukaryota, Viridiplantae, Streptophyta, Magnoliopsida, Lamiales, Phrymaceae. The record is from RefSeq and is a predicted model, not a curated record.